Molecule: messenger RNA, 693 nt
Organism: Amoebophrya sp. A120
Lineage: Eukaryota; Dinophyceae; Syndiniales; Amoebophryaceae
Source: the annotation of a GenBank genome assembly
CUAGACGGCUGGUACUACUACCCGGUGUGGUACACGAGCAGGAAGCUCAACAAGUGGUUUUUCGAAAAAUACAUCACGAAUUACGCGGGGCAUACGAGCAGUACUGCGACAUCGUCAUCGACAUCUUUGGCGCCAACGAAAAUCGGCGUCCUGAUGCUGGAUUUCGUCACUCCCGAGCUCUGUGCGCAGAUGGUCAAAAGGAAUUUAACGACGGUCGGGCGGCAAAUCUCAGCGGGCGCAGCUACACCACCAUUUGAUGCAGCUGCUACUCCUGGUCCUGCCGAUGUUGACAACCAUACAGACGCACCUGCACGUAGCAAUGGUAUUGGUACCCCCUCUUUUGCAGAAAAAAAACGCUCUGUUUUCCGAGUCGGCCCAAGCUACGGCAAACAGGAAAAAGUGAUCAAUUUGCGGCAGAGACUGCGUCGCAUCCCCUUUCUCUGUCAAUUUUUCUACCCCAAUGUGGCUCAUGAUGGAGGAGAGAAAACACAGACGCUUGCAGUUUCUGUCGCGCCCCACAAAGAAGCAGAGCUUUUGGGGCGCGAAUUCCGUGUGAAGCCGUAUUGCUCGCGGCAUCCGAGAGAGAGCUUUGGGAUGCGGUAUUUAGGAGAAGGUACGUUUGAGAUUUGGCGAACAGACCAGGCCAAUGCAGGCUGGGGAAAUGACUUGUGGCUGGAGAUUGAUACGUCGUGA